Molecule: messenger RNA, 3048 nt
Organism: Lachancea lanzarotensis
Lineage: Eukaryota; Fungi; Ascomycota; Saccharomycetes; Saccharomycetales; Saccharomycetaceae
Product: LALA0S06e04280g1_1
Exons: 1
Coding region: 1-3048 (1015 amino acids)
Biological process (GO): regulation of protein secretion; establishment of cell polarity; regulation of exocytosis
Cellular component (GO): cytoplasm; plasma membrane
Molecular function (GO): syntaxin binding; GTPase activator activity; myosin II binding
Source: RefSeq, a predicted model, not a curated record
AUGUUCAAGAGUCGGAGACUUAAGGGAGUAUCCAAUGCCAUCAAAUCGGCGUCCAGUAGCGAUGUUUCUGCUGGCUUGUCGCCGAAAAUGUUUAACAUCAGUGAGGUGAGCCGUUACGGUCUUAAUGGGACGGUGAAAGCGUUUGCGUUCGACCCUGUACAGAGUUUACUAGCUCUUGCCACUGAUAGUGGAGAAAUCCAUGUUUAUGGGAAACAACAGGUGGAAGUUGUUUUCACAUUAGAAACCAAGACAUUUGUCAAGGAGCUGCGAUUUGUGAAGGGAAUCUUUUUGAUUGCAGUGGAUUCCAAAGACUCGGUGCUCGUAUUGUCGCUGCAUUCUAAGAAAGUUAUGGCGGCUUUUUUCGCUCCUGGCAAAAUUUCCUGCAUCGAAACAGACCCUUCAUUGGAGUGGAUGCUGAUCGGUCUCCAAAGCGGUACUACUGUGGUUUACGACAUAGACAAAGACUGCAUAUCUCCAGUACGACUCGAAAAUUUACAAAAAACGAUUUUACCUCAAAACCCUCUGUCUGGAGUUGUAUCGAUACAAUGGAACCCAAGAGAUUAUGGCACGGUUCUUAUAUCGUACAACCUAGUCACAGUGCUGUACUCCAUAGUCGAAAAUAAGAUCAAGCAGCAGUUCAUCUACACAAUUCCACCUUUUGCCCCCGGUGGUGAUCAGAGCGGGAAUCUGGAGACCGAUCGGACCCCAGCAACUAUCCAGUCUAUGUUUCACCCGAACUCUCUACAUGUUUUGACUGUCCAUCGAGACAGUUCUUUGGUUUUCUGGGACGCAAACAGUGGUCAACUGCUGCAAGCAAGAUCCCUGUUUGAGACUGACGUGAAUGUCCCAAGAAGCGUUCUUGAGCCAGCUCAACCACCAGUGUCUCGGAUUCUACAAGUAUCCUGGAUCUGCGCCUCGAAUCCAGAAUACACAUCACUUCUGAUAGCAGGUGGUGCUAUAGGAGAGGGUGAGGAGUGCCACAGCCUAACGAUGAUAGAUUUAGGAGUGACCCCAAAGUAUACAAUCACUUCUUAUGAGAAGAUGGGUGCGUAUUAUGCAUCGCCCGUGCAACAAAAAGUUUUCCCAGUUCCCAAUGAAGCAUCUAUCGUCAAAUUCUUACCACUAGCUAGGGCGUCUUGCUAUUUUUCUGGAAACCACGACCCAGCCAUUAUCUUGGUAUUGCUAGAUGAUGGUGAAAUGGAAACUGUCCUGUAUCCAUCUGGCAAUUUGUCGUACAAGGCAUCGCUAUUUCCACAAAGUAUAUCAUGGAUAAGACCUACAGCGACCAAAUGCGAAGCUACUUCCGUUCCCAAAAAGCUUUGGUUGGGAAUGAUGAGCUCUACGUACAACAAAGAUUUCAUAUUGAAAGGUGGCGCUCCUGUUCGAAAGCCGCUGAGAGUACACGACACACGGUCUGCUUUGGCAACCGGUCAUAAAAAUGGUUCCGUUAGAAUAUGGGACGCUUCUCAUGGAGAACUUGACGAUAGUUCCGUUUUCGACGUCAGUGUUUCUCACGCCCUUAACAAGAGCUAUGGUGUUGGCGUUAACAAUGUGUCUUUUGCGUCCGAGACUGCGGAGCUAGCUGUUUCGACCGAAGGUGGGGACGUUGUUUUGUUCAAAUUCCAGGCCAACCAGUUUUUUGGUAACAAAGAAAAUACCAACGAGACCGAGAUCAAGCUCAAAAGAUUUUCCCUUAACGAAGUCAAAGAGUUACUCGUUGAUAUUUCGGACAGAGCGCCACGUAAGUUAAGGGAAGGCUUCAUGCCUAAUUGCGCCAUUCACGCCAACGCUGGAAGGGUUUUGGCCCUAAAGAAUAGCAAUGUAGGCUUUGUCGCAAUUGCGUACGAAAAUGGACUACUUAUGGUAGUAGACAGAAGAGGCCCCGCAGUUAUUUAUUCGGAAGUCAUCAAAAACAUUACUCAUGACAGAAGCACUGUGACAACUUGCAUCGAUUUUUCAGUGGCAGAAUAUGGUGAUGACAGUUAUUCCAGUAUCUUGAUGACCUGUGGAACUGAUGUAGGCGAGGCAUUGAUUUUUAAAGUUUUGCCUGAAUCGAAUGGUCGUUUCAUGGUGCAACUUAUUGAUGCUGUCAAGACUAUAGACCAGGGUCCCGUUACAGCCAUUGAAAGCAUAUCAAAGGCAACCGGAGCUUCGUGUUCUGCUACGAUUGCAUCGAUGCAGGGGCUUUCAAAGGGUGUGCCAAUACCUGCUUUUACAAUGAUGGCAGGAUAUAACGACAUCCGACUUUUCACGGCAGGGAAGUCCAAGGAUACACACAAAAUUUUCAAAUCUCCGAUUGCGACGGCCGGACUGUGUGUCUUUCGCGUUCCACAAACUGUCAAGAAGGAAGUCACCUCUGCAGCUGCGAUAGUGUGUCUAUUGAGUAAUGGAGAGAUCAAAGUUUUGAACCUACCCGAGCUACGAGAGCUGCAUUCGACUCGUUUGCCAAUGCCAGCUCAAUCCAAGUAUAUCAAGGAAGCAUCGAUUUUGCGGAAUGGUGACAUCGUCGUUCGUGUUGGGAAGUGCGAAGCAAGUCUUCUGACGGUACUGAAGGAAACUGCAGACAAUAUGGAAAAGUUCAAUGCUGAGGCCCUAAUGUCCGCUACAGACACUUUAUACAACUCUGGAUUGCGCAUACCUUGCCGUCCACAAGUCAAUUCCCUGCAGUGGGCACGGGGUUCGAUUUAUGUGAAGCGUGGAGACUUAGACAAGCUAUUUGGCACGGAUCUCAAACCUUACAAAUAUGACGAAAGUAAUAUUGCCAAUGGAACGAUAUCACUUGAUCCGCAAGAAAAUGUCAGCAACACGCAUCAGAUGAAUCCUUCGGAUGCGCUGCACUCUUAUAUUGCCCCAGUAAGACAUACAGCUCGCUCAGAGGCUGUUGGAACAAUGAGAUAUCUUUCAAGAGCGAUGGAGAACGGAAUGGACUCUCUGGAAGGUCGUUUCAACGACUAUGCUACUGCUACUGGUGAGACUAUCAGCGAGGCCCUGGAACAGACUGGAUCGGACAUGGUGAAAGGUGCUUUCAGGUCCAAGAUGGGAUUCUAA